AUGACUGUGGUUACAGACAUUGUGGAAGACGAACAGAAUCAUGCAAUCCCGCUCCAAAUGCUAAGCGAGAAGCUCCGCUGCCAGGAUGGCUCUGUUGAUAGAGGUCAGAUUUUGCUUGUGAUGGAGCCUUACUUGACUUUGACGUUUGAUGCCGAAUACGGAGUCAAAGUUGAUCACGUUUCUGGUAUCAUGUUCAUCCCAAUGUUCGGCAAUAUGGUCCCAUCAGCUUGGCGAGAGCGGUUCCCAGAGGAUGAAAGCUCUCAGUGGAUGGCUGGGGAUUGGCUAAGCAUGGGUAUUGAGUAUUUCAACCAGGGCGAAUUCUAUUCUGCCACUGAAUAG
This is a messenger RNA of Penicillium robsamsonii, 339 nucleotides long. Its product is annotated as Tetratricopeptide-like helical. The transcript has a single exon. The record is from RefSeq and is a predicted model, not a curated record. Lineage: Eukaryota; Fungi; Ascomycota; Eurotiomycetes; Eurotiales; Aspergillaceae. Bases 1 to 339 code for a protein of 112 amino acids.